GCCAACCACAACAAAAACAAAACUGCGGAAAGGCAAAUGCAUGCAGCGUUGCAUGCAGCCAUGCAUGCGGAAGACUUCUGAGGGCUCAAAAUUUCAUUAAAAUCCUGUGUCACAUUUAAAAAUUAAGAAAUGGAAACUCGGGUUUUGACAAAAGCGGCUGCGUUUCGUCUGAACGAGCCGUCUCCUGUGGAAGUUGUGAUUUUCAAUGAACGUCGAUCGAAAAAGGAACAACCCAGCAAGCCAAUCCUUGACUCGAUCAGUCUCAAGCCUGUAGAUCAACAUUCAGAACCCCAGAAACCAUUCAGCAUGAAAAAAGCGCGGUUCGAAGUCACGAAACUGGCCAUGACUUCUCUGAAGGCUGCUUCGAAAGUGGAGGCCAAGGAGGCUUUGGCCCUCAGCUUAGGGGCCAGACCCAAAAAGCGAUCGGCCGUUAAUUACAAAGAGUUGAAAGCUCAAAAGGCGGCCGAGAAAGAGAUUGAGGAGCAAGAGGAAAAACUUCGGUCUCUUGGAAAAAUUCUGAAACGAACGGGCAGGAAAACCUCAUCGGGGAGAACAAUGGGCUCUGGAACUGCACCCAGCAAAAAGACAAAGGGCACUCCUAAGGCUGUAAACAAAUUGAAGACGGGAAUUUUAGGGAAAUAUGGAAAAGUCGAUAAAGCCAAAAUUAAGGCAAUUAAGAGUAGUAAAAUGAUGGGAAGUGGCAGCAAAGGCAAAGGCAAGAGAUGAGUAAUGUACCUUUUUCAUAUUAAAAAAAUUUAUUGCAAUUUUUAAUUUUUACAUUAUUCCUAAUGAGAAAUUUGAUUCAUUAAAAUAUCCACCAAAAAUAAAAUGAAAUUGAAAAUUUAAUGUAAAAUUAUUGUCUUUUU
Molecule: messenger RNA, 866 nt
Organism: Neocloeon triangulifer
Lineage: Eukaryota; Metazoa; Arthropoda; Insecta; Ephemeroptera; Baetidae
Exons: 4
Coding region: 130-726 (198 amino acids)
Source: RefSeq, a predicted model, not a curated record